AUGCCCAUCGCGCCCAUCACCGGAAAGCUCAGAAAGAGGCUCUGGCUUGACCUCUCCGUCGCCCUCGGGCUCGGUGUUUCGUCUGCGUACGCCUACUGGUAUGGCAUCCACCUCAAGAUGGUCCAACGCCAGGAGGAAUUCUACCUGAAGCUCGAGAGGCAGAGGAUUCAGCAGCAGUCAUGA
Gloeophyllum trabeum ATCC 11539 is the source of this 183-nucleotide messenger RNA. Its product is annotated as cytochrome-c oxidase, subunit VIIa. Gene Ontology annotation, biological process: mitochondrial electron transport, cytochrome c to oxygen. The coding region runs from base 1 to 183 and encodes 60 amino acids. The transcript is spliced from 3 exons. The record is from RefSeq and is a predicted model, not a curated record. Lineage: Eukaryota; Fungi; Basidiomycota; Agaricomycetes; Gloeophyllales; Gloeophyllaceae.